CAGACCUUCACUGUCUGUAGCUCUCAGUCAGUAACUGUGCUGGGAAGUGUUUGGAAACUUGAUCCAUUGCAGAAAUGAGGACUAUAUUCAGGGCGUGGAUUCUUAUCAGCUUGUGUGGGCUUACUUUGGGUAAGAGAGGGGGUGGACGAGGUUCCAGUGGGAGGAAAGGAGGUUCUAAAUCCUCCUUCAGCAGGAUCUCCAAGCAUGGCAAUGAAACAAUAGGACAGACUGGAAUGAGGGGAGGAAGUUCCUCCUCUUCUAAAUCCUCCUCCUGGAAUGCCGCCAAGUAUGGAAAUGGAGAAAUAGCCAUAGCACCAGGGAAUGAUGCACCAAGUUGUCGAGUGGAAAUCAAAGACUUCUUCGGGUCCAUCACCAUAACUGGAAUUACUGGGGGCUCAGUUCUUUUGCUCUGCAACUGUGAGGAUAUGCAGUCAAAACCAGGGAGGAUUGUCUGGUCAAAACGAGUUGGAUACAGCUAUGACUAUGAGGGAAUUUACAACAUCACAGAAGGUGACGAGGGACCAUACGUACAUAAGGAUUACCGCGGCAGAGUGGCUCUGGUGGAGGAUGGUUCCCCUGGCAACUUCUCUUUGGUCAUCUCCGAUCUCAGGGAGGAGGAUGCUGCAACCUACCGUUGCUAUGGUGACGAUAGUUCUGAUGAAGUGGACUUGGAAGUUAAAGGCUGCAACUUAGCGAGAUCAGGAGAGAGAGAAGAGAUCAGCAAGUUCUCUGGGGAGUCUGUCCUGCUGCCUUGCUGGUGUGAAGACGAGGUGGCCAAGCCAACGAACUUCAGGUGGACGGACCCCAAUGGUCGCCUCAUCAGAUCCAGCUCUCAGCAGAGCGGUCGCUAUGCCGACAGAAGUGAGAUGUUCCAUGAGAAGGCAGUAUGGAAUGUCUCUCUCCUGCUGUCUGACCUGACGGUAGAGGAUGAAGGAGAUUACACCUGCGAGAUCAACGGCCCAGAAAACAAAGUGGUGUACAGCCUCACUGUCACUGGCUGCGCCCUGGCUGGACAGGACGAGGUGGUGGAAGUGGAGGUACCUGCAGGAUCCUCCGCCCUCUUGCCCUGCGCUUGUACCACACUGCAGGCCAAACCCCAGAACUUCCGCUGGACGCCACCAAAUAACAGAGAGCUCCUCUGGCACUACAAAGGCAGGGCAGAGCUGUUCCAGCAGACCUCAGCUCCAGGGAACCUGUCCUUGCUACUGACCAACCUGAUGCCAGAGGAUGGGGGAGUUUAUCGAUGCGAGAUUGGCGAGGGAAAAUCUAAAGUGUUUGUGCUCGAUGUGAAAGUCGAGUUGGAGCAGCCAUGAUGCCACCUGGACGUGUCUCAUCCCAUGCCAUCCUCAUCUUCCUCCUCAUCACGCUUUACAUAUUGCUGUGGCAGCUUAGCUUUGUACACUGGAGACUGCAUCAGGACACAAAUAAUCAUUCUACCGGUGACGGGCAACUUGGAUUCUGAACCUAGAAACAUGUGCAAUAUAUACCAAGGGGUCAGCCGUGGCCUAGUGGUUAGAGAGUUGGUCUUUCAAUUUAGGGGUUGCCAGCUCAGAUCCCCCCUGAACUCUCCCUACACCUCCAUCCAUGGCUGAAGUGCCCUUGAGCAAGGCACCUAACCCCACAUUGCUCCAGGGACUGUAACCAAUUCCCUGAAAAAUAAUAGUUGUAAGCCGCUUUGAAUAAAUGAGAGCGUCAGCUAAGUGUAAUAUAAUAAUACCAAGUGACAUGGUUGACCUGUCCAAAUCAGGCAGCUGGACCAGCUAGGUAAAACCAGGUCAUGUGUGGCCCUACCGUGGCUGAUAUGGUAGGGCACACGUUUACCACUCGGCCGACCUGGGUUCGUUUCCCGGUCCGGGUCCUUUGCCGGUCCUUUCCCAGCUCUUUCUCCCAGCUCACUUCCUCCUCUGUCCUGUCUCACAAAAAUCAGUAAAGGCUGAAAAGCCCCCAAAAAAUACUUUAAAAAAAAAAACAGUGAAAGUGACGUCACUUCCCCCGAUUUCAUGGGACCUCAGCUGCGUUUUAACGGAAAAUUUUAGCAUGUAAUCCAAUGGCGGUAUUAACAUUAUAUUCCGAUCCCCUUCGAACUGUACCACGAGCUCCACAUAUGUUGUUUCUGAUAUUUUUGUUUAAUUUUUCGUACGAAACACCAAACGUUUUAGAAAGCUGUGUUUCUUCACAUUUUUUCAUGCAGACGGCCUCGGAACAAGAUAUUGAUACUUCUGCAUGAAUAAUCUAUAUCUACCGGUAGCCUCUUAAACAGCAUAUUUGUAGCCCAGCGCAUAUAAUGACUGAAAACAGAAGAUAUUUACUCGCUACGAUGUUGUCAGAUGGUCAGCUUAGGUCCUGUGAAAUGCGGAACAAAGGGGCGGGACUUUCAAGCUCUAUAGCUUCUGAGUCCAGGUUGCUCGUCAAUGCAUACUACAUACCUAGCCUAUGUGUUCAAGAGUGUGUGUUGCCCUGCUGCCCUAAAGGUACACUGUGCAGGAAAUGGUCAAUGCUGUUCAUUGAAACUGGGCUGCCUAUUGCCAAAUUUGAUCUUUAUAUGAAAGUUUACUAAGUAAUAAACACAUAUUUUCUAGUAUGGUACAAGUAGAGUCAUUUUGCACCUAAAAAUUGCUAUUUUUGGAAAUUCAAAAUGGCGGACCAUGGAGAAGACCACCCUUUUCAUGUAUGAAAAGUGCUAUUUUUACGGUCACAAUGAAUACUUAGAAUUUGAUGGUGGUGUUAAGUAUUCAUGAAAAAGGUAAUAUUAGUGAAUGGGCAGCAUGAAUUCUGAAAAUAAACAACUAAAAAUCUCACACAGUGUCCUUUUAAGUUUGUAAGUUAACUCAACUCGAGGCUUUCUCAAGUUGACUUAACUUACAAACUUAAGGCAGCAGGGCAACUUAAUUUUUUUACGUUUAACCAUCUGCAGUGUUUUACAGUGUACCGUUGCCUUCGAGAGUGUGUGUUUGUUUGUAUGGUAAUCACUACUACAGUAUGCAUGUUAGAACCCCGCCAUGAUUAUGUUAUCCGCACUCUCUCUAUCACCAUGUGGUAACUCAAUCACUGGUUUCAAUCAGAGGGGAAUUGUAAUGAAUGGUUCAUUCAGCUCUAUCCCACCUAUUCUACCAGACAUAUGUAUUGUAUGUGUCUCUCUCUGCCUCUUUCUACUAGUGUUCAAUUUAUCUUUGAUUUAACCAGUGUUCUUCAUGGUAAUACUAUAUAGCAAUGUGUUGAUUGUCAUGGUUAACUUGCAUUUGGAUAUGCGGUAAUAAACUGUUCA
Engraulis encrasicolus (European anchovy) is the source of this 3265-nucleotide messenger RNA. Its product is annotated as polymeric immunoglobulin receptor-like. The record is from RefSeq and is a predicted model, not a curated record. Bases 75 to 1313 code for a protein of 412 amino acids. The transcript has 9 exons. NCBI's taxonomy places the organism in Eukaryota, Metazoa, Chordata, Actinopteri, Clupeiformes, Engraulidae. Gene Ontology annotation, cellular component: external side of plasma membrane. Gene Ontology annotation, biological process: cell surface receptor signaling pathway; immune response; positive regulation of T cell proliferation.